Aegilops tauschii subsp. strangulata is the source of this 396-nucleotide messenger RNA. NCBI's taxonomy places the organism in Eukaryota, Viridiplantae, Streptophyta, Magnoliopsida, Poales, Poaceae. The record is from RefSeq and is a predicted model, not a curated record.
AUGCCGCCUCGCCGCCAGGGAGGUUCGGGCUUCCGCGGCGUCCGCGUGCGUCCGUCCGGCACCUACUCCGCCUCGAUCCGGUUGGGCGGCGGCGUGCACCUCGGCCUUAGAACCUUCGACACCGCCCAGGACGGCGCCCGCGCGUACGACGCUGCGGCGUGGCGCUUCCGGCGGUCCCGCUGGGACAUGAACUUCACCGACGUGGCGACGCUAGAGCGGAUGCAUCAAACUCUGUUUUUUAAACAAAACAAAAAACUCUGCAAAGGCAUAGAUGGAAAUGAAGCUGUUGGUGAUCGAGGCGCGGACGAGAGACAACACUGGCCUGAAGCAUUUUCUUCUGAGGCGGGCGUCGAGGGCGACCAGUGGGAAUUUGCCUGCAAAUUGCUGUGCAAAUAG